This is a messenger RNA of Cladocopium goreaui, 3840 nucleotides long. The record is from the annotation of a GenBank genome assembly. NCBI's taxonomy places the organism in Eukaryota, Dinophyceae, Suessiales, Symbiodiniaceae.
AUGGCUGGUGGAACCCUGGCAGCUCCUUCCCUGGACCAAGCGCUUGAGAGGCUGCGGAGUGAUGACGCCUGGGGUGAAGUGAGGCUUUGCCUUCGCAGCAAACUCACUAAACAACAGCUGUUGAAGUUGGCAGAAGCCUUGAGAAAAGUUGGGCCAAUUCCAAGUGAUGUUGCAGCACAGCUGGUACACUCCAUUCAAACGUUUCCGGCGUCUGAAGUAGAGAUCUUAUCGCCAUCUGAGCCGGAACCGCACAACAUCCUUCAGCUCCUUCAGCGUUGUUUGGCCGUUGAAGGAGCGAUCGCAGCAGUCGAAGUAGUCGAAGGCUUGGUGCCGCUCUUGGCAACAUGGCUAAAACGGAGCAAACUGCUGCAGAGCAGUAGCCAAGCUAUGAUGUGUCUACAGAGGCUGUCAGAACAGCAAACUUCAUCUGUGAAGGCUUGCUCCCAGCAACUUGCUGCGGGGAUCAUGCCAGCUAUUCAAGUCCUGUCUGAUGUGGUGCAGCAGCAUCGCACCUCGCGUGGAGUCUUGCGUGAAGCUGUAAAUCUCUUGCAAGCGCUGCCACCUGUUCUGGAGAUGACAAGCCAUUUAGAGGCUUCAGCCCUUCCUGCUUUGGCAUCUCUCCAGCCGCUUGCGGUUCUUGGUGCUCCCUAUGUCCUCCCUGGCCGUGCCCGACCUCCGCCGGGCUUGGCGGGCUUAGCGCCACGAGAUCCGUCGGACUGCUCUUGGUCUGAGACAGAUGCGAGCGCCACGGAGCGCGUAAAGGGCAAAGGGAGAGGCGAAGGCAAAGACUCGAGCAAAGUGGAACCGCAGCAGAUUCAGCUGCGAGCUCUGGCACUGCGAAACUUUGCCCAACUCUUUCGCUUGUGGCCGAAGGCCUUUUUCGGCCGAUGGCCGCUGGUUCUGGACUUUCAAUCUGGAGAGGUUUGUCGUCCUACUGGAAAGCCAUUGCCCAUGUUGCUCUCAAUUUGUGAACAGGAUCCAGCGCCCAAGGUGCGAACUGCAGCGCUGUCCGCACUGCUGGCACUUCUGCAGGCGCCGCAACUUCGAACUUGGCCAGUUCCCCUGGAGGCAGCGAAAACUCAGCAGAGCAGUACGUCGCUCACGGGGCAGUUGGCAGUAACCAUUCGGCAGUCCCAUGCCUUGGUGAUGGAAUUGAUCGACCGCGAUGAGCUGACGCAGUUGAAUGCCUUGCGCGCCUGUUCUGACUUGGCGACCUGCACGCCGUACACCAAACUCCACAGUGGCCUUUUGACUUCACUUCUUCACAAGCUUCUGACAUUUCUCUCGCUGGCUGACUUGAAGCUUGAGGCGUCUGCACAAGCUCUGGCGGCAGUGAUGGCCAUUGGAUCAGUGCUCAAACGAGACGAUUGCAGCAGCGAACUCACUCAAUACCUCUUCGUGACAGCCAAACCACCAGCAGAUUGGCUGUUGCAGCAGAUGCUGGAUCUCAUGGCAGAGCUGCAACGCAACCAAUUGCGCCCACCAACGCCAAGUGCGGACAAACGGGAGGGUGGGAAGAACAGCCGCAAAGGGAAGGCAGAGAAGACCGAGGCCGAAGAACCUGUGUUGAUUCAAGAGUUCGCUCUGCUCACAGGUCGCCUGGCAACCUUCGUCCCUUCUGCCUUGCCAGAGUCGACCAUCGGUUUGUUGGAAAAGUUGAUCACGAUGCUGGUGACAUACCACAGCUCCAUGUUGCGGCUGCGAGGUUUUCGGCUCUUGAGCGAUCUCCCUGCAGUUUCUUCCAUUGACUGGCGCUUCUCCCACCAGUUCCUGGAAGACCUCCUUCAUGCUGCUCAGCGGCUUGAAACCAAUGCGUCUGUCCGUGCUGCUGCCAUGAGUGCGCUGCCGUGCUUGGUGCGAGCGGAAGGCUUCAGAUGCUCCAAAGCGCUGGAAGCCCUUUAUCCCAAACUCGAGGACAACAAUGGUGGAGUGCGCACUGCCGCAGUGCAGGCGCUUGGUGCACUCACUGGGACGUUUUCCCAUGUAGAAGGGAAAGAAGUCAUUUGCCGAGUUUUACCUUUGGCUGCUGAUUCUGCGGGUGAUGUGCGAUCUGCUUGUGCGACAGCGUUGGCAAGUUUUGCACCCUUGCUGACAAGCGAUGAGCUGCAGCGAGAGAACGUGGCCAGAGCCUUGAUGCCGCUCUGCUCAGAUCCCUCGGAUAAGGCCAGGGCUUCCGGACUACGAGCAGUCGGCUGCGUGGCGGAGCUCGGGCUGAAGCCUGGACAGAUUCAAGACUUGGCGGACUUGCUAACAGUGGCUGUGCAGAAACCUCCGCCAAAGUGUCAGUGGAAUGGUUGCCGUUCAGCCGGGCAAUUGGCAGCUGCAGCCAGCUAUCCAGAAGUCGUGACGAAGUUGAUGGAAGCUCUGUGUGACCUCCUGAGGACGGAAAAUCUGAAAGUGCGAAUCCAGGCGGCCUUGGCGCUGAAGCAGGUGGCUGCACUGCCUGGCCGCGCUGAAGAGAAGGAACGCAUCUCACAAGCAGCCAGCGAAGCCUUGAGCGCAUUGAGCGCAUUGAACGCAUUGAGCUCCGAAGAUGCGAGUCGAACUCCUGGACCUCCAGGUUUAGAUGAGCCAAAAGAGCGGCUGUCGUACUUAGAGCAGCUCCGAACCGAACUCCUUCAUCUCAGCGAAAUGUCGGCUUGCGAAGAAAAGCGCCAGGGGCGAACCGGUGAAAUGUGGUGCAACAUGCUCUCUGACUCGGAAAUUCCGGUUGUCGUCAUCAAAGGUGAAUAUGAAGUGGAGCUUGGAGCUCCCUUUCCCAUGAUGGAUCGUCCACCGCAUGAGGGUGAGUUCUCAGUCAGCGCCGAUCGAGAGAGGAUCAUUGAGAUAACAGAACGUGCACUCUCUCGCAAACUGGUUGCUCUGGAAUUGAAAGAGAGAUGGGAUGUGCAUCGAUUCUACGUCGCAAGAAAGGAGAUCCUUCUUGACCGGCCUCGACUCCGAAGGACGACGCAGCAAUUUUUGGCUGACUUUCACUUUGAUUCAGUGGAAUCUGCCAGCAAGUUGCAGAAUGGCCUUGGACCAGUGGUUUGCGCAGUGAUUUGCGGUGAUGAGUCCUUCAUUCCAUUCUUUGCGACUGCUUCUGGCAAUGCGGUGGCUACUCUGAAUCAACCCACCCACGCGAGGAUUGAGCACACAGUAAUUGGACUUUGGCCUCCACUUGGCUUUGCAUUGGAGCUCAGCUGGCGCUAUCCAGAUGUCACGAGAACGUUGUUGGAAUGUCGAGCAGAUCCGAAUUAUGUGGACUCCUUGGGGUUUCAUGUGAUGGGCGGCUGCAAGACCAUCGAGAUGGUGGACAUUUUGGUCGAAUACAGCGCAGAUGUGAACCACACUACUUCUCCAGCGCAUUUUCCGGCAUUGUCCUUGGCCUGUGCUCGGUGUGCUCCUCCAGAUGUCAUCCGUAAGUUAAUCGAAAUACGGGCCGAUGUCAAUCCUGAGAGUAGAGGAAUCUGCAGCCCGCAUCCGCUCUCCAACUUGGCUGUGUGGUCUUCCAUGAAUCCGCACUGUGUUGAGGCAGCGCGAGUGUUACUGGAAGCGAACAGUGACAUCAAUAUGACACAUGAAGCGCAAGGAAUCUUUCAUGCUAUUGAGCUUGCGAGCAGAGCCAAACUGCUACUGGCAGGCUCUUCAUCAGCACUGGUGCAUUUUUAUGCGGAAUGGACGACGACACCGUUGGGCUUUGCAUGUUUCUUUGGGGGAGAGCACUUGGUGGAGUUUCUUCUUCAACAUGAUGCUGAUCCAGAGAUCCGAAAUGCGCGUGGUCACACAGCAUUUCAGCUUGCUCGUGGUCACAGUGUUUUGUCGGUGAUUCAGGCCUAUGAGUCUGUGCGGUCCAUUUGA